AGAACUCUAGCCAGAGACAGAGUGUAUCUGUAACUGAAACGCGCUGGAAUCAAAUCUUAGCAAAUCCUAAAUCAAACUCAAAGGAUCGAACUUUGGUUUGAGAUUUCAUCACUGAUUGUGAUUCUCUUCUCCUACAAAACUUGGCACCCGAUCUCUCUCUAUAAUCAAAUAUCAUUCAACAAUAAUCCUCAUUUGUUAUUCCCUAUUUUCUAGUGAGAAGAGAUAUUCAUGAGAGAUGUUGAGCAUUUGCAUCUGGUGAAAUCCAUUUGAAGAUUCUGGCGUGAUUUUUUAGGGUACUUCCGAAAUCGCUCUUCGAAUUGAAUCGGAGGAUUUAAAAGAAGUGUUUUUUUUUUUGUUUGCUUUUAUUUUCUUCCUUUUGUUGUUGUUUGUUUGUUGUCAACACAACAUACAAGAGAAAGUUGUUGAUAGAUAUAGCUUUGUGAGGGGUUUGCAAGUUGGAAAUUGCAGCAUCAUGGACCAGCUUCCUGUUGAAGUGAUUGGGAACAUUCUGUCACACUUGAGGGCUGCAAGAGAUGUGGUGAUAGCUUCCGCAUCAUGCAGGAAAUGGCGACUAGCGUGCUGCAAGCACCUUCAUACACUCUCCUUCAACUCCAAAGAUUGGCCCAUUUACCGGGAUUUGACAACUACCCGCCUUGAGAUUUUGAUCACACAAACCAUUUUCCAGACCUCAGGGUUGCAGUCCCUCUCCAUUUUGAUGGAAGAUGUGGAUGAAUUCUCGGCUUCCACUGUUACUGCUUGGCUCUUGUACACCAGGGAAACUCUCAGGCAAUUGCAUUAUAAUGUCAAGACUACGCCUAAUGUUAACAUUCUUGAAAUAUGUGGCAGGCAUAAGCUGGAAAUACUGGAUCUGGCUCAUAAUUCCAUUGUGGGGGUUGAGCCUAAUUAUCAGCGGUUCCCUUGUUUGAAAUCUCUUUCCUUGAGUUAUGUUAGUAUAUCUGCAUUGGAUCUAAAUCUUUUGGUGUCUGCAUGUCCGAAGAUUGAAACUUUUGAACUUGUCAAUCCAGAGAUUGCAAUGUCUGAUGCACAGGUGACCGUUGAAUUGAGUAGCUCAACGCUGAAGAGUGUGUAUGUAGAAGCAAUUAGUUUGGACAAGUUUUUAUUGGAGGCUGAUGGGCUUGAGUGCUUGCACUUGAAAGAUUGUGCACUCGAGUUUUUUGAACUCAUUGGCAAGGGGACCUUGAAGCAUUUUAAGAUUGAUGAUGUUAGUGUUAUACAUCUUGAUAUUGGUGAGACAGUUGAGAAUCUUGAGACUGUGGAUAUCAGCAACUUCCCAAUUAUAUGGCCAAAGUUUUACCAGAUGAUUUCAAGAUCGUCGAAUUUGAAGAGGCUUCGGCUUUGGGAUGUAAUGUUUGAUGAUGAGGAUGAGGUUGUGGAUUUGGAAACAAUCGCGACUUGCUUUCCCUACCUGAGCCAUUUAUCUCUGAGUUAUGAUGUGAGGGAUGGAGUGCUUUACUAUGGUUUACAAGGCUCUUCCUAUCUGGAGAGUGUUGUUGUCUUGGAGCUUGGCUGGACUGUGAUCAAUGAUCUUUUCUCCCACUGGGUUGAGGGUCUGCUCAAGCGUUGCCCCAAUCUGAAGAAGUUGGUCAUUCAUGGGAUUGUUUCUGAGGCUAAGUCUCAUGAAGAAUGCCAGAUGUUAGCCAAUUUCACUACAUCCAUGGUUGAGCUGAUGAGGAGAUACACACAUGUAGAUCCAUAUUUUAAGUAUGAAUAAGAUUUUGUUAAAUACCUUGUUAUAGCUCGUGCUUUCUUUUUAAGUCUAAUUGUGUAGGCAUAUUGGCGGGUAACUUAUUGAAUUCAAGAGUUAUGCAUAACUUUUAACUUAUUGUUUGGAAUCUUCAUCUAGAAUCUGUGACUGACCAACGAUGAUAGCUCAUGGCAGACAUUUAGAACUUUGAUCCCUUCUCAGUAAACAGAAUAGUCAUGAGUUCUGGUAAUUUUAAUAUUAUAAUUAAGGCCAUAAAUGUAAAAUAUGAAGCCACUGCAAUGGAUUCAAUUUUGAGGGAAGAGAGUUAUGAUGAGUGGCGGCAUUCCAGUGGCCUUCCAAGGUAUACCAUUAAAAAUAUUUUGCUCAGGAAUUUCAUAUUUAUUUGUUUCCCUUCUAUUUAAAUCUAUUUUAAGAUGUGAAUUGAUCAAACUAUGCAUAUUUGGAUAACCCAUCAUGGCACAAACUUACUUUUGGCUUCUCAAAAUAUAUAGCGGCAUUGGCUGACUAUUGAAAGUAUCCACUCAUGCUCAAGCCUUGACCUGUGUUUUGACACAUAGAUGACCAUUUUUACUUCACAUUUUAUUGUUCUUUAUCUCUCUCCCUCUCUGAGCAGGGGAGGUAAUGGAUUUAGGCUCUUCACUCUUGAGGAGUGCAAGUUUACCCCUUUAUUUGCUGGACAUGUUAUGGCUGUCUUUCCUUCUCUUGUGUGCCUUGUGCUUUUCUCUGCAGCCUCUUGUGUGGCCAUUAUUUUAGCUUGAGUAUGUGGAGGAGGCCAUGGUAGCAAAGCCCUUGACAUGGUUAUAAAUUUGUGAUGCAGUUGAAGUGUUGAACUUUAGAUUUCUGUCAUUUUUUUUUCGAAGAAUGGACUAUUGAUUGCGAAGCUGAUACUUUAACUGGUUUUUCAGUAGUGUUAUCUAUGUCGCAUAUGGAAAGCAAUUUUUCUUUCUCAGAUGUAUAUGCUGCAAUUGGGAACAAGUUUAUUACUGUGACGUA
Messenger RNA from Glycine soja, 2719 nucleotides. RefSeq names its product F-box/LRR-repeat protein At1g67190-like. Lineage: Eukaryota; Viridiplantae; Streptophyta; Magnoliopsida; Fabales; Fabaceae. Gene Ontology annotation, molecular function: protein binding. The record is from RefSeq and is a predicted model, not a curated record. The transcript is spliced from 2 exons. The coding region runs from base 473 to 1732 and encodes 419 amino acids.